AUGCCUCCACACCAAAGCCAACAACCAGCUGCGCCAACUGUCCCGCAAGGACCCAACCAUCAGCUGAAUGUUCUCCGACAACUUCUCGACACACAAGUCAAGGCUGAGGCAACACUCGCUGGAACAGAUGACCGCGCACCCGCAGCCGCACUCAAGGAAGACAUCAAUCGCCGCAAGGCCCCCAUAACAGAGGAAUUCCAUGACUUCCUUCAUGACCCAUUCACAAAUCUCCCUGCUAGCGACUUCACCGACCCAGAGAAGCAUGCGCUGAGACGCCUUCGGGCUGCUAUCGUCAGCGUGAUGGAGCAAUCUUCCGAGUCUAACAAGAAGGAGCUGAAGGCGGCGAACAUGUCACUCGUUCGGCUCAUGGGUCCCGACGAGCAAUGA
This is a messenger RNA of Cyphellophora europaea CBS 101466, 387 nucleotides long. RefSeq lists its product as uncharacterized. The transcript has a single exon. The record is from RefSeq and is a predicted model, not a curated record. Lineage: Eukaryota; Fungi; Ascomycota; Eurotiomycetes; Chaetothyriales; Cyphellophoraceae. Bases 1 to 387 code for a protein of 128 amino acids.